Pyrus x bretschneideri (Chinese white pear) is the source of this 1877-nucleotide messenger RNA. RefSeq lists its product as uncharacterized. The transcript is spliced from 10 exons. The record is from RefSeq and is a predicted model, not a curated record. Gene Ontology annotation, cellular component: Cul4A-RING E3 ubiquitin ligase complex. NCBI's taxonomy places the organism in Eukaryota, Viridiplantae, Streptophyta, Magnoliopsida, Rosales, Rosaceae. Gene Ontology annotation, biological process: protein ubiquitination. The coding region runs from base 108 to 1718 and encodes 536 amino acids.
GAACUGGGAAUUUCAAAGGACGGGAGAAAAAGACAAAGUCGCUCCAAACUUCUCAAUUCUUCCAAGCAAAAAACCCUAACGAGCCAAACUCCCACAGUGCGAUAGAGAUGGACGAUGAUCGAAUUCUGGCGCGAGAGAGGCGGCAGAUGGAGGAGAUCCGGCAACUCGAUCUCGAAGAACUGCAGGUCGAAGAGGUCGACGACGACUCCUCCGGCGACGACCGCGACGCUACUGGUCGGCACACGUCCGAUGAUUAUGCCUUCGAUACCUGUUUGGCUUCGCUGCAUACGUAUCUUGGUGAGGUUGAAGACACUCAUCACAGGGUGGCUUUUCUUGAUGGGGGCGCCGUCUUGAAGCUCCCUAUUUUCUAUCUCGAAGGAGUUGUCCUCUUCCCAGAAGCAACCCUUCCCUUAAGAGUUAUUCAACCGAAUUUUGUACUAUCUAUUGAGAGAGCACUAACCCAAGUUGAUGCUCCUUAUACCAUUGGUGUGAUUCGGGUAUUCAGAGAUCCUGAUAAUGGAAGAAUAAGGUUUGCGAAUGUUGGGACAACCGCAGAGAUUCGGCAAUAUCGGCGAUUAGAGGAUGGCUCACUGAAUGUGGUAACUCGUGGCCAACAGAGAUUUCGUCUAAGACGCCGUUGGAUUGAUGUGGAAGGAGCGCCAUGUGGAGAAGUCCAAAUCAUCCAGGAAGAUAUACCAUUGAGGGCCCCACGGGAUGCAUUCAGAGAUUUGGCACCAUUUAGUAAUCCAAGAGGCCAUAAUUUCUCAGUUAAACUGCCUUUAAAUGAUUCGUGUGCAGAGUCAAAUGGAUCUAUGGAUGUGGACAAUGAUUCAGAGACAAAUUCAGAUGAAAGCUUUGAGAGUGCACUGUCAUUGACUGAGAGACAAGUUCACCAAUCUGCAAUUGGUUCCUAUUCUGGAUCUGAUACAAUGGAAGAAUCAACAACUUCAAGCAGUGAUGAUGAGAAGUCACAUUUACAAUUGCAAUCAAAAGACUCUGAUUCUUCAGAUUCAUUGCAUUCAUGCCCUGAGAUUAGUAAUGCUGAUUUGGCAAGCAGUUCCAUGUCAGACAUGCAAUCCUGCAAACAGAAAGAGCCAAAUAAAUAUUGGAGAAAUACGGACUUAAAUCAGUUUCGUAGAGUUCCAAGAGCAUUCUGGCCCCAUUGGGUAUACUGCAUGUACGACUCCUAUUGUCUUGCUCAAAGAGCAGCAGAUAUGUGGAAAGAGAUAGUUGGGGCACCAAGCAUGGAUCGUCUUGUGAAGAAGCCUGAUCUUUUGUCAUUUUAUAUCGCUAGUAAAAUCCCUGUCUCGGAAUCUACAAGGCAGGAGCUUUUGGAGAUUGACGGCAUUUCAUAUAGGUUGCGUAGAGAAAUUGAGUUGCUUCAGAGUUUUGAUCUUAUUCAGUGUAAAACAUGUCAGAGUAUCAUUGCGAGGCGGAGUAAUAUGCUGGUGAUGUCAAGUGAAGGUCCUCUUGGUGCUUAUGUGAACCCAGAUGGCCACGUUCAUGAGAUAAUGACUUUCUACAAAGCAAAUGGCUUGGCACUUAUAGGACCACCAACGAGUGAAUACAGCUGGUUUCCUGGGUAUGCGUGGACAAUAACAAACUGUGCGGGCUGCGAAACCCAUAUGGGUUGGCUCUUUACAGCCACAAAAAAGAAUUUGAAGCCGAAAUUUUUUUGGGGGAUUCGAAGUUCCCAAGUUUCUGAUGACCUGCACUAGUAAGUCUAAUAUAUCUCAAAUUUGUAAUUGCUUCCCUGAAUUUUCCUGUUACCGUGUAACAAGUACGAUUUGUAUAGCCCCUUCUGCCUAUCUGCGAAUUAUUCGAUGUAAAACUUGAUGAGGUUGCCGAGUAUUGUAUGUGGGAUAAGUCUUUAAUCA